Molecule: messenger RNA, 213 nt
Organism: Anisakis simplex (herring worm)
Lineage: Eukaryota; Metazoa; Nematoda; Chromadorea; Rhabditida; Anisakidae
Source: the annotation of a GenBank genome assembly
AUGAUUGAAACGCCAUUCGAAUUUGACGAAGAUGAAGUGCCGUCAAUAUGGCAGAAAGACAUCUGGCAAUUGAAAUGUUUACCGUAUUUUGAUGAACUCGAAAAAGAAGCCGAUGAUCAUUUUAGACAUAUAAAAGCUGGUCUCGCACAUGCCGUAAUACUGCGCGAUACACGACCUGGACUGGUACAUUGGAUCUGUGAACUUGACAAGUAA